CGCGGAGCAUUGUGGGCAGAGGGGCGGGGGUUGGGAAGAUGGCGGCUCCCAGCCUCCUCAACUGGAGGCGGGUUUCCUCCUUCACGGGGCCGGUCCCCCGCGCCCGGCACGGACACCGGGCCGUGGCCAUCCGGGAGCUGAUGAUCAUCUUCGGAGGGGGCAACGAGGGCAUCGCGGACGAGCUGCACGUCUACAACACGGUUACCAAUCAGUGGUUCCUACCAGCUGUUAGAGGAGACAUCCCUCCAGGCUGUGCUGCCCAUGGAUUUGUCUGUGAUGGUACCAGAAUAUUAGUAUUUGGGGGAAUGGUUGAGUAUGGAAGAUACAGCAAUGAGUUAUAUGAGUUACAAGCAAGUCGUUGGUUAUGGAAAAAAGUAAAACCCCACCCCCCUUCUUCUGGUUUACCUCCUUGUCCUCGGCUUGGACAUAGCUUCUCUUUAUAUGGUAACAAAUGCUAUUUGUUUGGAGGCUUGGCAAAUGAAAGUGAAGAUUCAAACAAUAAUGUUCCCAGAUAUUUAAAUGAUUUCUAUGAGUUGGAGCUACAGCAUGGUUCUGGUGUGGUGGGUUGGAGCAUUCCAGUAACUAAAGGAACUGUGCCUUCUCCAAGAGAAUCCCACACAGCUGUCAUAUAUUGCAAAAAAGAUUCUGGAAGUCCUAAAAUGUAUGUUUUUGGUGGAAUGUGUGGUGCUCGCCUAGAUGACCUAUGGCAACUUGACUUAGACACUAUGUCGUGGUCAAAACCAGAAACUAAAGGGGCAGUGCCACUUCCACGAAGCCUUCACACAGCCAGUGUCAUAGGAAACAAGAUGUACAUUUUUGGUGGAUGGGUUCCUCAUAAGGGGGAAAAUACUGAAACUUCACCUCAUGAUUGUGAAUGGAGAUGUACCAGUUCAUUUUCUUACCUAAAUUUGGACACAGCAGAAUGGACUACCCUAGUAUCAGAUUCUCAGGAAGAUAAGAAAAAUUCAAGACCAAGACCAAGAGCUGGACAUUGUGCUGUUGCAAUUGGCACUCGAUUGUAUUUUUGGAGUGGAAGAGAUGGCUACAAAAAAGCACUGAAUAGUCAAGUCUGCUGCAAGGAUCUUUGGUAUCUUGAUACUGAGAAACCUUCGGCACCAUCACAAGUACAACUGAUCAAAGCCACUACCAACUCCUUUCAUGUCAAAUGGGAUGAAGUGCCUACAGUUGAGGGCUAUCUUUUGCAGUUGAAUACGGACUUGCCAUACCAAGCUACAUCAUCAGAUUCUUCAGCAGCAGUAAAUAUGCAAGGAGUCAGGAUGGACCCACACAGACAAGGCUGUAAUAGCGUCAUUCCUAACAAUAUCAGUGAAACAAUGAACAGUGCAAAAAUUGAACAUACAUCUGUGAAAGGAACUUCAGUGAAAAACAAACCUGAUCUCAAAGCAUCAACUGAUUCUAAUGCCAUUUUACAUUCAUCUUUGGCAACUAAUGCUUCUAAUCAUAAUAGUUGUGUGAUGGAUAUGCUAAAGAAAAAUGAAGGUCCUCACACUUCAGCAGAUAUAGGUGUUCUAAGUAGUUGCCUGGACUUAAGAACAGUAAUCCCUGAAACUUCUGUAUCCAGUACUGUUUCCAGCGCACAAACUAUGGUAACCCAGCAGACCAUUAAAACUGAAUCAUCCAGUACAAAUGGGGCAGUUGUUAAAGAUGAAACUUCACUAACAACAUUCAGUACCAAAUCUGAAGUUGAUGAAACAUGUGCACUGCCUGCAACUAAGAUCAGCCGUGUAGAGGCACAUGCUGCAGCGAUGCCAUUUUCUAAAGAGACUCCUUCAAAUCCAGUGGCCACAAUGAAAGCAGGAGAACGACAGUGGUGUGACGUAGGAAUUUUUAAAAAUAAUACAGCUUUGGUGAGCCAGUUUUAUUUGCUGCCGAAAGGGAAGCAAAGCAUCUCAAAGUCUGGAAAUGCAGACGUGCCUGACUACAGUUUACUUAAGAAACAAGAUCUGGUUCCAGGCACAGGAUACAGAUUCAGGGUUGCUGCCAUCAAUGGUUGUGGAAUAGGCCCUUUCAGCAAAAUCAGUGAAUUUAAAACAUGUAUUCCUGGUUUUCCUGGAGCUCCUUCUGCAGUCAGAAUUUCUAAGAAUGUUGAGGGUAUCCAUCUUUCCUGGGAACCUCCAACUUCACCUUCUGGAAAUAUUUUGGAAUAUUCAGCCUACUUGGCUAUUCGCACAGCACAAAUACAAGAUAACCCAAGUCAGCUUGUGUUUAUGAGGAUUUACUGUGGUCUUAAGACAUCAUGUGUAGUAACUGCUGGGCAACUUGCAAAUGCCCAUAUUGAUUAUACAUCCAGGCCUGCCAUUGUGUUCAGGAUAUCAGCAAAGAAUGAAAAGGGAUAUGGACCGGCUACACAAGUUCGAUGGCUUCAAGAGCCAGGCUUCUAUACUGCUACUCUAUCAAAAUGAUGCUAGCAAAGGUCAGUGAUAACUUCUCAUUUCCCAAACCCAGUGAAUUCUUCCAUUGUACUUAAUCUUGUCUUUUGAAAUUUUUAACAACUGGCUGAUGCUUUCACAUGUUCUUAGAAGUAGUACUGUGCUCUUUCUUUAUGUAGUCCUCCUGUCUGCAGUCCUCUUCUCCACUCCCACCAGUUGCCAUUCGUUUUUUCAAAAUUAAGGUCAAAUGUUGCCAAUCUGAUGAUGCCUUUCCUGACAUACUCCAUUUCCAGGUAGAUUUGACCCCUUCUUUUUGUGCCCCCACAGUCCUUUGUUAAAUCUUCGGUCACAGCAGCCUGAAGACCCUUUGCCCUUUUUUGUUAGCCUUGUUCUUCUCCCUCUGGCAGGUCUUUGAGGCAGAGACUGGAUCUUCAUAUCUCUUUCAUAUCAGCCACUUAGCUGGUACUUAAAUAUUUUAAACAAAUGAUUAAAGAAAAUUUUCACCUUUAACAUCUCUCCAUGUUCUUAUUCCCCCUCUCAAAUUGGGGUCAGAAAUGGGAGGGAGGCUUUGAAAGGGAAAGAGAUUUUAGCCAAUUUAAUAAACUGGAGGAAAUACAAACUCCAGCUUUGUCUCAUCCUACCCUUUUCUUACUUAGGUUCCUAAGAGAAGUUCUGGAAUUCAUAAGGGAUGUGUCACAUAUUUACUAGGCUAAAAGGGCUUUAAUACAGGUAUGUAAAGAUCUCAAGAGGAAAUCUUUAAUCUAAAAAGAUCUGAGCAUUUAGCAAGAUUGUUGGAUUAUGAUUUCUAACAUUGGAUGAUCCUGGAAAGUGAGCUAAAAAUAUUUCCGAAAUUAAUCUCUCUGAUUUCCAUAUAGGAGAGUCAUGGUCAAUUAACAUUAGAAAAAUGUUACAUUUUCUAAUGUUAGGAAAAACCAAUUUCUAACAUUAGGAAAAACUACCUACCCAUUUAAUAUCUAAGCCCUGGGAAUUGCUGGAGGAGCCAGAACCAGCAGCGUUAGAACCACUGGACUGGCUUCUGUUACCUCUCUCAGGUCACUGUUGUCACCUCUGAACUGACUAGUACCAAGGAUUCUUACACUACUAGAAAACAAGAGGACAUUGGUACACUUCCCUUCCACAUUUCCCAGUUAUAGUUGCAGUUCCUGUACUUACAGAUUUCUGUAAGUCAGGAAAAAGCUUUUUUUUAAAUCAUGCCUGGAGAAACAUGAAUUGUAACAUUCUGGGGAGAAAGAAUAUUCUAUAAACGGAAUGAAGAAAGAAAAGGCUGUAAAAUCCAAGGAUACCAGCCUCUUUAUUCAAAAUAGAUUUCUAUGUCUUAUUAGUAUCUAUUUGCUUGUUUUCUGUCCUUUGCAGAACCCAGAAUCAGGAAAAUGUCCAUAGUUGUUGAACUGUUAAUCUCAACAAUAUCAUCUGAAACUGAGAAUGAGGUUUUUUGUGUGUUUGGUAUCUUGGAUAAACUGAAUUGAGUAAGGGCCUGAUACUGUCAUCAGAUUUGCAGUCUGACUGCCACUGAUGCCAGUACCUCAAAUUCAGAAGUCUUGAGAAUAUAGGGUUAUGAAGCCUAUAGCCUCGGAUAGAGAGAAAGCUAGGAAGCCAUAGGUAGGUGGCCGUGAAGGCAGCAGCAGGAUUCCAUUAUUUCCUGACUUGUUUUUGCUGGUUCAACAAAAAGACUUUGCAGAGUAUGCAGAAAUGUCAGGGUGUUUACAUAUAACCCCCACAGAUAAUUAAAGUGCCAAAAGUAUGAACUGGUGGCAUAUCAGUGAAGGAAGCCCCCCACCACUGCCCCCAUCUUGUCUACUCCCCCUUCCUGCUGUCCUUACUACCCAGAGACAAGAAGCUAAAGGAUACAUCAUUCCUCAGCAUGAGAAUGGAGGAAGGCACAAGGAAAAUCCUUUGUGUCUGAGCAUAUACAGGUUAAAAAUAAAAGGUAGCAACUGGUAUUUGCUUUUGAACAUAGAGAAACAUUGUCCACUAGUAAAUCAUGGUCCAAAAAAUGUCAGAGUUGACCAAAAGUAUUGUCCAUUCUUCUCCUAUCUGGAGAGAGUACAAGUUCCCUAAGAACUUGAGAAGGUUCCCUCCUAAUUUCUCUAUUUCUUAUUGGAGAAGGAGGAAAGAACUACAGGAUAGAACGAAGGGUGAGUGUGCCACUGACGGCAGCAUAGCGUGGAGAAGAGUAGGCAGUCUGAAGGUCGAACUAACUGCUUGAUCCAAAAUCAUCCUGCUACCUGUUGCAGUUUAGCACCCCCUGGUGGCAGUACCCAUUCUAGCUUAAAUAGUGGGUCCUGUAGCUGCCUGAGACUUUUUUAGUAACUACAGUAAUAGCUGGAACUUUCUGGUGAGUUGGCACUCCUGUGUUGGACCCAGUUGGGCAGAGAGGACCUGGAGAACAUACUUUCUACUUCCUCAUUUCCUGGGAAUGGGUUUCGGGCCUUUUGCUGCUGGGCCUGGUCUACCUCUUUUAGCCUGCCCUGUUUGGCUAUAGGGAACAAAUUGAAUAUUUCAAGAUUAUUUUUUCCUCGAAAUUUAAAAUUAUAUAACAAAGUUUAUAGCUAAUUCCCUCAGUCAGGAGAAAUUGUACUCUAACUGUGUCUUGUUUGAUCUGCAAAAUGGCAUCGCCAGCCAUGGCCUUGGCAAAGAUGUGAUUACAAAAUUGUUAAAUUUGUGUGACCAACCUGACACCUGUUACUGAUCGAUGUGGCAAAACAAUCAAUAGCUACCAUGCACUUUCUGUAUUUUGGAUUACUUAACCCUUAAUGCAUUAUCAGGAGAAUGUGCCAAAGGGAAUUUGUACUUUGAAAAUAGAGAGAGAUGGUUGUCUUUGUCAGUUUAUUUUGGGAUUGCAUCACUUAUCAUACCAUUCUCUGCUUUAUACAAAUAAUUAUACCCAACGAACAAAGUUAUCAAUUAACCAGAAUCAUUCCCAUAACUCUGGGCCAACUUGGCAGAGAGUACUACAAUACAUCUCAUUGGAUCCUGGCCCUAUGGGAACCUAGUUAACCUUUGUGAGGAAUUGCCCCAUACACAUUCAUUUUUUCAUAUUAUCAUGUAUUUCUUCCCCACCAGAUACAAUUAUUGGCUGAUUUACAAUGUAUAGCAGUGGCUGAAAUAUUGGGAGAUGUUCUCCCUUUGUUAAAAUUGCAUUACAUAACUCAUCUUUUUUCUUUUAAAAUGUUAUGAAACAAGUAAAAUGAUCACACAUGUAACCUUCAGCUUAAGAACUAGAACAUUCUCAGAUGCCUAGAAUCCCCCAUUGUCUUCCCUCCACUUACACCUCACAAGGUAAACAUAACUCUGGAUUUUUCAUUGAUAAUUCCCAUAUUUUAAUUUAUGGUUCUACCGUCCACAUAUGUACCCCUAAUAUGUUGCUCAGAUUUUCUUGUUUUUGAACUUUCAUGGUAAUUGUAUCAUGCUGUAUUUUAUUCUUCUGUGACUUUUUCUGACAUUGUUUUUGAGAUUCCCAUCCAUGUUUAUGUAUGUAACUGUAUUUCAUUUGUUUUCACCACUGUGUAGUAUUCCAUUGUAUGACUACCACAAUUUAUUAAUCUGUUUUUCUGUUCAUGGAGAUUUGGAUUAUUUUCAGUUUUUGGCUAUUAUGAAUGCUGUUGUGAACAUUUUGUUAACUACAAUGUAAGCUCCAUGUGGGCAGGGCUUCGGUCUGUUUUGACUGAUUUUGUCUGUAGAUAUUUACAGUGUCUAGAACAAUACCUGGCACAUGGUAGAUGCCCAAUAAAUAUUUGAGGAAUGAAUGUAUUCUUGUAUGUGUCUCCUGGUGCACAUGUACAAGAGUUGGGCAGCUGUUUUCAAAGUGUGGUUUUAGGAUCCCUGAGGAUCCCUGAGACCCUUUCAGGAAACUUGUGAGGACAAACUAUUUUCCUAAGAAUAUCAAAACAUUAUUUGACCUUUUCACUCUCAUUUUUUCAUGAGUUUAAAUAUAUACCAGAUAUAUGAUGAUGUUAUCACUUUGACAGCUAAUCACUUGUGUUGUGUACUUGUGUAUUUUUGUUUGAAAAUAUGUUUUAACAUCUAAUAUGGUAAUUUCUAGUAUGGUAUUGAUAAAUAUAACCCACAUAAAGAAUAGCUUUUUGAGGUCCUCAGUAAUUUUUGAGGAUUCUCAGUAAUUUUUGAGAAUUUAUGGAGGUUCUGAGACCAAAAAUAUGAAAACUGCUGCUCUAAGAAGCAGGUUUUACUUGGCCAUGCUGAACGGUUUUCUAAAGCAUUUGUAACAGUUCACGCUCCCACCGGCAGUGGUUGAGUGUCACUGCUCCACAUCUCAGCACGUAUUUUGUGUUGACUAUCUUUUAUAUUUGCCAAUCAGAUGGUGAUUAUAUGGUAUCUGACUGUGGGUUUAAUUUGCAUAUCCCUGGUUACUAAUGAAAUUGAGUGUUUUUUUUUCCAUAUAUGAAUGUGUUUCUUUGUGAAAUAUUUGUUCAUGUCUUUUGCCCAUUUUUCUCUUUAGUACAUGUCUUUUUUUCAUUGAUUAGCAUGAUUUCUUUAUAUAGUCUGGAUACCAACCCUUUGUCAGUUAAACAUGUAAAUAUAUCUUCUCCCAGUCUGUGUAUUGUCUUUUGUAAUUGUAUUGAAUCUGUUGAUCAGUGUGGGGAAAAUUGGUAUUUUUUCAAUAAUGAGUCUUCCUAGCCAAACACACUGUGUAUCUCUCCAUUUAUUUGGUCUUCUUUCAAUAUCUCUCAAUAAACUUUAAUAAUUUUUCUCCAUAAA
This is a messenger RNA of Manis pentadactyla (Chinese pangolin), 7127 nucleotides long. It is a transcript of the gene HCFC2, whose product is annotated as host cell factor C2. The record is from RefSeq and is a predicted model, not a curated record. Gene Ontology annotation, molecular function: transcription coactivator activity; protein binding. The coding region runs from base 39 to 2423 and encodes 794 amino acids. Lineage: Eukaryota; Metazoa; Chordata; Mammalia; Pholidota; Manidae. The transcript is spliced from 16 exons. Gene Ontology annotation, cellular component: histone methyltransferase complex. Gene Ontology annotation, biological process: regulation of DNA-templated transcription; chromatin remodeling.